Molecule: messenger RNA, 969 nt
Organism: Adelges cooleyi (spruce gall adelgid)
Lineage: Eukaryota; Metazoa; Arthropoda; Insecta; Hemiptera; Adelgidae
Product: endoplasmic reticulum aminopeptidase 2-like
Exons: 3
Coding region: 36-782 (248 amino acids)
Biological process (GO): proteolysis; peptide catabolic process
Cellular component (GO): cytoplasm
Molecular function (GO): peptide binding; metalloaminopeptidase activity; zinc ion binding
Source: RefSeq, a predicted model, not a curated record
GCAGUUUACAUACAGUUGAAGACUCUGCCAGAACAAUGACGGCCACAAUUAUUCCAGUGAUUUUGUUAAUAGCUUGCAAUUCCGUUUUCGGAAUCCACGGAUCGGUUAAAAAUGGCGAUGGCAAAAUGGACGUUUUCGAAUUGCCCAACGACAUCGGUCCAGAGUCGUACGACUUAACCAUCAACCCGAUCUUCACAAACUUUACGUUCCAAGGCGAUGUAACCAUUGUCAUUGUCAUUAAGGCACACAGUACAAAAGUCAUCACUUUGAAUUCGAAAGAUCUUAGCAUCGUCAACGUCUCGGUUAGCGAUGUACAGUCAAGUCGGCCCAUAUCCGUGGCCAACAUAGUGGAGGUGCCCAAAAACGAACAACUCGAAAUCCACGUCAAGGAACAUUUGGUGAGCGGUCUAAAGUACGUUUUGAAAAUUUCUUUUGCCGGAAAACUCCGGGACGAUAAGACGGGAUUCUACAAGAGCUCUCACAUCUACGAAAGGAAAGACACUAGAUGGUCGGCCAUAACGCAUUUUUAUCCGAAAUAUGCCAGGCGUGCAUUCCCGUGUUUCGACGAACCCUCUAUAAAAGUUCCAUUCAAGAUAUCGGUAAUGAGGGAAUACUACCAAAGAGCAUCAUCCAACAUGCCGCUGAGCAAGACCGAUUAUUAUGGAGAUUGUGUCGGACGUAAAUGCGACCCGGGCAGUAAAGUGUACGAUCGUUUUGAAACGACUCCUCCAAUUUCCACCAACUUAGUAUCGUUUUACGUGGGCGAAUUUCCAAGAGGUUGACAAGGCAUCCAGCACAAUACACUAACAUUUUAUUCAUUUUUAGCAAAAUAAUAUUAUAUUAUAUUUUUUCCUUUCAAUUUGUAAACUGAAAUGAUAUUUUUUGUUUUUGUUUUAAUAACAAUAGGUAAUAUUUUCUAAAAACGCUAACUAUUAUUUUCACCAAAAUAUACAAAAUUUAAUAAUUGCA